CUCGCCCUUCCUACUUAAAGCAGGUUUGCUAAAACAAAACCUAGUUAAACCACCUGUGGGUGGGUGCGACUAUGAUUUGAAACUGCACCUCUCAUGACUUCCUCUGUCACGCAGACGCUUUGAGCAUUUGAAGGAGAACAGAAUGUUAGCUUUUUCUCUCUACAUAGUGCCUCCGUUAUGUUGAUCGUGCACCAUUGUGCACACAGUAGACGCCAUCAUAUUAUAUAUUCACUAAGUCGACUGCCAAAACGAGGCCUGAGGUGAUCCAAAAUGAACCAGUCAACAACAAGAAAACCACCUCUGAUUGAAAAAUGGACCACAGAGGAUGUUCACCAGUGGCUGAUGGCAGAGGUCAAAGUUCAACAGAGUUGUGCAGACAGAUUUACUGAAGAGGAAGUGUCGGGGGCAUGUUUAGUUUCCUUCAAUAAAACAGACAUUUUGGACUUUGGAAUAAAACACGGUCCUGCUGUGAAAAUCACAGCUUAUCUGGAAAGUCUGAAAAAAGCUUGUAAGCAUCAAUCAGAGUUCCCAGAAUAUGUGGAAAAAUGGACCAAAGAGCAGGUGAGCCAGUGGUUAGUGCAGCAUCUGAACAUAUACAGCAAAUAUGCAGAACGACUCCAAGAGGAAGAUGUGUCUGGAGAUUGCCUUGUUUGCUUCAGGAAGCAGGAUUUGGCGGAUCUAGGUGUAAAAGGUGGUCCUGCUAUAAGGAUUAUUUCAGCACUCAAACAACUGAACCAGAAACCGGAGCCAACUCUGCAACCUAUUACAGACAAACAAAAAGAAGCUACCAAACCCACUGAACCAGGAAAUGCUCAGGCCAAAGAAAUAAACCGUCCAGAAUCAUAUGAAAACACUGAAUCCAAAAGAGAUGGGACAGUGGAAAAAGACUCCAAACAGAUUCAGUUACCAUUUCAUAAAACUUCAGAGAAGGAAGAAAUUCAACAACCAAAGCCACAGAACACGAGGGUCAGGAACAAAGGAGCUGUUGUGCAGACUACAGUGUCACCCGAUGGAUCCAGGAUUACUGUGGAGAUCAAGAACAUCCUUGAUGACCUUUUGAAAGUGGAUCUUAAAACAUUUAUUUUUCAUUUAAGAUCGUACACUGAAUCCAAACGUAAACCUAUUUCUCAGAGUAAACUGGAGGAUAAGGACAGCAUGGACAUAGCUAAAUUAAUGAUUAACCACUAUGGAAAUGAGGAAGCUCCACAGGUCGCAAUACAAAUUCUAAAAGAGAUAAAUCAGCUGCCACUUGCCCUUCAGCUGGAAGAAAGAAUAAGGGGAUGUAGAGAGCCACAGCCCUGUCCCCCAGGGCAUGAAGCAGGCAUGGAGGAGAUCCAGGCUCCAGACAUCCAGAGGCCCCAGAGUGUGAGAGCCCAAGGAGGACCACCGGAGGGUCAGCUGAUGCAGAUGACUCUAUCAAAAGAAUCUGUGAGGAAAGAAGCAAACCAGGGAGAAAAGCUGAAGACUUUGUUAAGUUGUGGUGGAAACUCACUUGAUACCUAUGACAAAUUUGUUGUUGUUGUAAACAAGAGCCAUCCAGAACAACUACAUUAUCUUCAGUUUCUGACAAAGUUGAAACUGUUCUGCGUGUUAGACUUUGACCCCAAUUCUGCUGCCUCAGGUGGAUUGUGUCACUCAUACAGAGAGUUGAGGGUAGCCAAUCUGCAUAUACCACCACAAUUUCAAGGACAGACUGAGUCAGUGAUAAAGAACCUCAACCUCUACAAACAGACCAGCUGGGUGUUCUGUAAUGGCCGCCAUGACUUGAACAGUGACUCAAACUUGGCGCUGGAUUAUAAGAACUGGCUCAGGAAAUCCUGUAGAGAUGUAGAACAGUUAGUUUCAUUCAUCUGCAACCCUGAAGUUCUCCUCCAUGGAAGAUAUCUGAUCAUCUUCCUCCUACUUUCACCUGUGGACACUGAGAAAGACCCAGUCUUUGAUAUCUACAAGUCAUUCAUAAAGCACACUAAGGAGGAAAACAUCAUCAGUGUAUGUGAGUCUCAGAGCACAUAUCUGAAAUGGAGGGAACUGAUCAAGGAGAAGUGUGACUUUGACAUUGAGCAUCUGUCCAUAAAUGAACUAACACUGAGUGAGAUCAAUGGCACCAUAAUGGCGAUGGGACCAUAUAGUCAGUCAUUUGUACGGCUGCUUCCCUCUUCUGGUUCCAGUGCUGUUGUCCUAACACAAAAGGAUGAAGAUUUAUUGACAGCUUUAGAUGUUUUGUGUACCAACCAAUGUGAAAACGUAUAUGAUGAAAACAGUUCAGAGUUUCGUGAAUUUAGAAUCAGUGUUGAAAAAGAAUUCUACAGAGGUGGCAAAGUGAAAUGGUGGAACUUCUACUUCUGUGACAAAGACAAAGAGAAGCCAUUUAUCAAGAGAGACAAGUAUGAAAAUGUGAUGAAGCUGAUCAGAUCUCAGUGGAGAGAUUCAAAGGACAUGUGUGUUCUGCUCAACCUGUUUCACCAUCCUGGCUGUGGCGGCACAACCUUAGCAAUGCAUGUGAUGUGGGACCUCCGUCAUGAAUUCAGAUGUGCCGUGCUGAAAGAUAACUUCAUGCCCAAAACAGAAGUUGCCAUCCAAGUUAUUAAACUAAUGAAACUUGAAAGUGAGAAACCGUCUCCAGUUCUGCUGUUAGUUGAUUCAAAAGAAACGGAUAAUCUUGUGAUCUCCAUACGUAAAGCUGUGGUAGAAGAAAACUUCAGUGUAAGUGCAGAUGAUGCACCAAACUGCAAAGUCAUUAUCCUUAACUGUGUUCGUUCCCAUAGUCCAAAGCAGCAAUACAGACAGCACAAUCAAACACAGAAUCAGUUCAUAACUGCUUCUUUGACCCCACAAGAGCAGAAAGAUUUUGAAAAGAAACUCAAAGAGCUUGAAGAAACUCAUGACAAACCUGAAAACUUUUACAGUUUCAUGAUCAUGAAGAACAAUUUUGACCAAAAAUACAUAAAUGACCUUGCUCAUAACACACUGGAGAAUUUUGAUUUCAGCGAAAAGGAGUCCGAGCUGUUUGCCUUUCUAGCUUUACUGAACACUUAUGUGGAAGAAUCAGAAAUAUCUCUCUCUCUCUGUGAGGAUUUUUUUGGGAUGAAAUUUAUUCGGUGGCCAGAGGACAGUGUUUUGGACAGAAUGAAUCCGUAUUCAAACCUUCUCAUCAUAGACAGGAUUGAAGAAUCGGGUGGAUACAAAGGACUCCGGAUACUUCAUCAGACCAUUGCAUCUGCCUGUCUGGCUGAGUUGGAGAGAAGCUGCUACAACAAAGUCAGUGAAAUUACUAUGCAGAUGCUCCAUUACGAUCUGUUCUUCAGUACUUUCGUUGUUAAAAACAGACUGAUGCGCUCAAUUGAACGAAUGUUGAUUGAAAGGCAACGUAAGAAAGAUGGAGAUGAGAGAGAACUAUUUUCUCCUCUCGUACACAAAAUCCAUAACCAGGAGGGGAGACAAACCAUCCAAGAAAUCUUUGUGAAAGCCUCAUCCAGAUUUGUGACAAGUGCAUCUAUUCCUCAGGCACUGGCGAGAUAUUUGUACAUCAAUGAGCGUGACUUCCCAGAGGCUCUGAAGUGGGCUAAAAAAGCCAAAGACAUUAAAGAAAAUCCUUACACCUUUGACACAAUCGGACAAAUUUACAAAAGCAAUUUAAAGUAUAACAUGGACAAAGAAAAGCAGGAGAAAUCACUCAACCCAGAGGACUUGGACACAAACAUUAAGAUAGCCAUCAAUGGUAUGAAAGCUUUCGAAAGAGCCCAACAGCUGGCAGAUAAGGAAGAUGAACUACAAGAAGAAACACCUGAUGAUGACUCAGAGGACUACCCCAGAAAGUCAUACAAUGUUUAUGGGUAUGUGCGCAUGCUAGAAAUUGCUUUCCUGGUCUUUGAGAUACUGAGCAGGUUGCCCUUCUUCGAUGAAACCAACCCAAUGAAUAAAAAGUACCUGCAGAGUUUUCUUAGGGGAAAUAAGCUCAACACUCUUUGUGACGAGGACAAUGAGAUCACCAAUCAGUAUGUCAAGAUCAUCAACGAACACGAGAGGUUUCUUGUUACACUGAAGUCUGACGUCAAAGAAAUAUUUGAUAUCCUUGACUGUUACUUUGCCUACAUUAAAGGGAUGUGUGAAUUUGACACAAUGAAUCAUCGAAUAGUCUGUGACCAUUUUAAGAAGUAUGUUCAUCUUUUCUGUAGUACACCUGAAGAAAUGACAAAAGAAAAAGAACAUCAAUCCAAUCUCACUUUGAAAUUUGAUGUCCAGGAAAAACAGCUGUUUCUUGAAAAGAACCAAGCAGAUACUUUCUCAGGAAUACUUCAGCAUUUGGACAAGCCUGCUGAAAAGAUUGAAAGGGUCACAGAAUGCUACGCAUUUCUGCAGAAAACUGGCAAUCAAAAACAAAAUGCAAUCAAAAACAAAAUGAAAAUUAAUUACAUCCUAUCAAACAUUGUUCUUUACUUUUUGAAACCAAAAUCUAAACAUGUCAAGAGUUACAAAUUCCUUUCUGAUCUACUUUCAGAAACUCUGCAGGAUAUAGGACUAGGUUAUCGCCUCCCAGAUCCUUAUUAUCUGGCUCUACUUUUAUUCUGGCCAAGUCCAACAGAGGAAAACACGGAAAUCGGGAAAUAUGUCAAAGCCAUUCGAAAGUCUUCCCACAAGCAGCUGGCCAAGUUAUUAAAUAAGAGAAGCACUAUUGCCCACUUAUACUUAGGAAAAGGGGAAGGACUAAAGAGGCUUGUUUCAAAACCUAAACUAGAUGAGAGCUUUCUGCCAAAGAUGCCUCGUAAUACUUUGGCACAACUUUGGUGGAACGGAGACAUAUUUAAGGAAAAAGCAAUCAUCAGCCGCCUCCACCGGGUCAGUGGGACUAUUGAGCGAGGAGAGGUGUAUGCAAACUAUGGUCAACAGAAGAUUCCAGUGCGUCCAGCUCGGUUAAGUGGAAUCAGAAGUGGCUUUAGCACAGAAAAAGUGUCUUUCUACAUUGGUUUUGCCAUUAACGGACCACUUGCAUAUGAUAUUAAGUAUGAAAACUAAGAGGGAGGCAUUCAUAAUGCAACAAGUGAGCCAAGAAACUGAAGUGAAACAAGUCUAGCAGCCGGUAUUAGCUUUAUCAAGAAAAUGCCAAGAAAAUGUAAAGAAAAUGCAAAACAAAAGGUCUAUAAUGUUCCCUGGUCUUCCCUAACCAAAAUAAAAGCAAACAAUAGAGAAAUGUCUAAACUAAGCUCCUAACCAAUAAACAGGAGAAAAAAAAAGAGUUCAAUAAAAAAGGCUUCUCACUUCUACUACUGCUGCAGUGCUCGACAUAUACAGUGUAAUAUUUACAAUUAUCCAUUUACAACCCUUUUUACAAAAACUGGUGGGUUGCAAUAAUACAAAGCACACAACUUAGUCCAGGCUACUCACUAACAGACUUUCAGAUCAGAGUCCUCACAGAGAUGUACAAAGAAUUACUAACAAAGAUGGUGUUGAUGUUGGAGGCAACACAGGAGUGAGCUGGUGGUUAUGAGACUGGUGUCCAUCUAGCCAACCAAUCCUGAUACAGAAAAUCAAUUCAAAUCAGCCACUCAUCAGCCACCUUUCUCAGCAAACACACUACCUGGAUGAAGGAGAGAGAAAAGCAUAUAUUGUGAUGGGAGGAGCCGAACACAAAAACAACAGACAUGAUUAUGGAUCAUAACAGUAUAUUAAUUUGGUGUAUUGAUUCAAUUCAGUGAUUUGUAAGUGAUAUGUAUACUCUGUUAAAAUAAGUUUUUCAGAUCAUUGCAGUUCUGGUGUGGAAUAUUGACAAGCCAGUUGGAACAGCUUGUUUUAAUUACGUAAGAAUAUAAAGUUGUUGCUUUUCCUUUGAAAAACAUUGUAAUACUAAUCAGAUAACAGGAAUAAUCUCUUUUUUGGACAUGAUUAUUUGAUUGUUGUGAUUACUGUGUAGCGAUUUAUAUUUGUAAAUGUUUUCACAGUUACGGACAUUAAAAUAUAUAAAUGUG
Molecule: messenger RNA, 5963 nt
Organism: Oreochromis niloticus (Nile tilapia)
Lineage: Eukaryota; Metazoa; Chordata; Actinopteri; Cichliformes; Cichlidae
Product: sterile alpha motif domain-containing protein 9
Exons: 5
Coding region: 271-5013 (1580 amino acids)
Cellular component (GO): cytoplasm
Molecular function (GO): protein binding
Source: RefSeq, a predicted model, not a curated record